AUGGAAAAUAAUGGGAACAAUGUCACAGAAUUUGUCCUCUUAGGUCUGUCCAGUGAUAAAAAUUUGCAGAUAUUCUGCUUUGGACUGUUCCUCUCCUGUUACAUUGCAAUCCUCUUCGGAAAUUUCCUCAUCCUCAUCACCAUCAGAGGAAGCCCCCUUUUCAAGCAACCCAUGUACUUCUUCCUCUUCCACUUGUCCCUCAUAGACGUCUGCUACACUUCCACGGUGACUCCCAAACUGAUCCGAGAUCUGCUGUCUGAAAAGAAAACCAUCUCCUUCGGCAACUGCAUAAUGCAGCUCUUUGACAUGCACUUCUUUGGAAGUAUUGAAGUUUUCAUCCUUGUGGGGAUGGCCUAUGAUCGCUAUGUUGCCAUCUGCAAACCCUUGUGCUAUAUGAUUGUCAUGAACCAGCAGAGAUGCAACACAUUGGUGGCAAUCUGCUGGGGAUCUGGAUUUCUCCAUUCCAUGGUGCAGGUGCUUCUAGCAAUCUCUUUGCCCUUCUGUGGACCCAAUAAGAUCAAUCAUUAUUUCUGUGAUGUUUAUCCUCUCCUGGAACUGGCCUGCACAGAUACUCACUUAAUUGGGUUUUUAAUUCUUGCCAAUUCUGGGAUUGUUGUAUUGAUCUCAUUUAUAGCCUUGGUCUUCUCUUACGUCACCAUUUUAGCCAGUCUGAGGACCCGCUCUUCGGAAGGACGUCACAAAGCCCUCUCCACCUGCACUUCCCACAUCACCGUGGUGGCAUUAUUUUUUUUGCCCUGCAUCUUCAUUUACCUCCGGCCUGCCCAGACCUUCCCCGAGGAUAAAGUGUUUGCUCUGUUUUACACCAUCAUCGCCCCCAUGUUCAACCCCCUCAUCUACACGCUGAGGAACAGAGAGAUGAAGACGGCCAUGAGAAAGGUGUGGUGUCGGAAACUGUGUUUGUAG
Tachyglossus aculeatus (Australian echidna) is the source of this 924-nucleotide messenger RNA. RefSeq names its product olfactory receptor 4P4-like. NCBI's taxonomy places the organism in Eukaryota, Metazoa, Chordata, Mammalia, Monotremata, Tachyglossidae. The transcript has a single exon. Gene Ontology annotation, biological process: G protein-coupled receptor signaling pathway. Gene Ontology annotation, molecular function: G protein-coupled receptor activity; olfactory receptor activity. The record is from RefSeq and is a predicted model, not a curated record. Bases 1 to 924 code for a protein of 307 amino acids. Gene Ontology annotation, cellular component: membrane.